AUGACCCUAUGUGUCGCUGUCCCGAUUUGGGGACAUUUGCUGGCUCGGACCAACCAUGUCUAUUGUGAUAGAAGUGGGUUUCAUCGCGCACUGCACCUCAUGAAGUUCUUGGCGGCAGAUAGUACAGGCAAACCUCGGACGGCCGCAGUUCUUGGGCAUUUUGGCCGCACAACAAGGAAGUAUUUAGAUAUGGUCAGGCAAGACUUGGCAGAGUCGAAUGCUACUCGAGGCUCAAGCCUCAAGGCGUCGAUUCAAACGAGAUUUAUCAUGUGCGCACGAAGCACUGUGUCAACGCUCAGAUACUCAACACUUGUGGGCGGAUUUAAAGCUGCUCAACGCGUCGAUCCAAACCGUGACGAUGUCAAGUUAUCCACGAACGGCAGUGCAAACUUAAAGCUGCUCCUCCUCAAGGCAGCUCAAGGCGUCGAUUCAAACGAUAUUUAUCAUGUGCGUAUCCGCUUGGCAAAAUCACAUAUAGUGCGAACCACUGCAUCAAUUCUCAAAUACUUGACACUAGGCGGAUUUGAAGCUGCUCUAGGCUUCGAUUCAGACAAGAUUAUCAUGUGCGUUGUUCAAAGUGUCGAUCCAAACGAUAUCAAGUUGUGUGCGCUGCUCAAGGCGUCGAUCCAAACGAUAUCAGGUUAUGUGCGCCGCUUGGCAGAAUUUCAGAUAGUACCAACCAGUGAAACAAAUAUUCGCAGUAAGGUGCCAUCGCGAAUGGUCCAAAUGUGGUCCUAG
Molecule: messenger RNA, 738 nt
Organism: Laccaria bicolor S238N-H82
Lineage: Eukaryota; Fungi; Basidiomycota; Agaricomycetes; Agaricales; Hydnangiaceae
Exons: 10
Coding region: 1-738 (245 amino acids)
Source: RefSeq, a predicted model, not a curated record